AUGGCCUCAUCUGCGGAUGGACUGGGCAUAGCAAGAGCUGGAGCUCUUUUUCUGCUGGCGGACUUGCCAGGAGGAUGUGCCGAGUCGCUGUCUGAAAAUGCCAGGUGCAUGUCGAUGGCACACUGCAGCGGCAUUUCUUGCACCCUCGAUGAGACGAAAUGCUGGCUGUACGCGGCCCCAGAGAUGGAAGGAAUGCAAGGAGACUGGUGCAAGGACUCGAGCACCACAGGAAUCUUGAGGAAAAACAUCUUGGACGUGGAUUCGGAGUUCAACUCCUGGCUGAAAAUUCGGCCUGACUAUAGAAGCCUGACGAACCAGCUCCAAGCGCACGAGGAUGUGAAAGACUUCUUGGAGACGAUGUGCCCAUGGUUUUUGGACGAGCACCUCUACUGGGACUCUCAGAUCAAGCGUCGUGUGUCUCCUGUUGAGAGGUGUGCUCAGACACGGGGCUAUGAUGUGAAGUCGUGCAGUGACCAGCAGAAGAUGAAGGAAGAGAUGUGUGCUGCAGCUGACUUGUGGAACAGCCAGCAGCGCUCGCAGCUGGUGAGCACUGCCCUCACACAGGUGUUGAUGACUUGUGGCCGGCAUUUCUGUGGCGUGAACGAGUGA
Symbiodinium natans is the source of this 609-nucleotide messenger RNA. The record is from the annotation of a GenBank genome assembly. Lineage: Eukaryota; Dinophyceae; Suessiales; Symbiodiniaceae.